This is a messenger RNA of Penicillium subrubescens, 345 nucleotides long. Its product is annotated as translation initiation factor eIF1. The record is from RefSeq and is a predicted model, not a curated record. Gene Ontology annotation, molecular function: RNA binding; translation initiation factor activity; ribosomal small subunit binding. Gene Ontology annotation, cellular component: eukaryotic 43S preinitiation complex. NCBI's taxonomy places the organism in Eukaryota, Fungi, Ascomycota, Eurotiomycetes, Eurotiales, Aspergillaceae. Bases 1 to 345 code for a protein of 114 amino acids. Gene Ontology annotation, biological process: translational initiation. The transcript is spliced from 5 exons.
AUGUCCAUCGAAAACCUCAAGUCCUUCGACCCCUUCGCCGAAGCUGACGAAGACGCCGGCGAGACUAAACAGUCUCAGAACUACAUCCAUAUACGGAUUCAGCAGCGCAAUGGUCGUAAGACUCUGACUACUGUUCAGGGUCUUCCCAAGAAGUUUGACCAGAAGAAGAUCUUGAAGGUCAUCAAGAAGAAAUUCGCUUGCAAUGGCACCAUCGUCGCUGACACUGAGAUGGGUGAGGUGAUUCAGCUUCAGGGAGAUCAGCGUAAGGAUGUCCAGGAGUUCUUGACCGACAAGAAGGAAGGCCUCGAGCUGGAUGCUAAGACCAUCAAGGUCCAUGGGUUCUAA